This is a messenger RNA of Cheilinus undulatus (humphead wrasse), 1326 nucleotides long. RefSeq names its product protein phosphatase 1, catalytic subunit, alpha isozyme a (gene ppp1caa). The record is from RefSeq and is a predicted model, not a curated record. Lineage: Eukaryota; Metazoa; Chordata; Actinopteri; Labriformes; Labridae. Gene Ontology annotation, molecular function: protein serine/threonine phosphatase activity. The coding region runs from base 198 to 1196 and encodes 332 amino acids. The transcript has 8 exons. Gene Ontology annotation, cellular component: nucleus; cytoplasm.
UAGAAACGGCCCUCUUUUAAAGUUCCUGGGGGAAGAGUGGAAGGACCCGGUCAAACCGAAGGGAAGGGGCCAGGCUAGAGCACAGAGGAUUAAUAUUUACAAGCUUUCCUUCCCUGGGGUUCGUUGUUCAACAAAAGUCAAGGUGCAGCACAGAAAACCAAGGUCUCCACUGCCGAGAACGUCAGAAAAUAAAGAAAAUGGCGGAGCCAGACAAAUUAAACAUCGAUUCUAUAAUUCAACGUCUUUUGGAAGUCAAGGGUUCUCGGCCAGGGAAAAACGUCCAGCUGACCGAGGGGGAGAUCCGUGGUCUGUGCUUAAAAUCCCGUGAAAUCUUCCUGAGCCAGCCGAUCCUGCUGGAGCUUGAGGCUCCUCUCAAAAUCUGUGGUGAUGUCCAUGGUCAGUACUAUGAUUUGUUGAGGCUCUUUGAAUAUGGAGGCUUCCCUCCAGAAAGCAACUACCUGUUCCUGGGUGACUAUGUAGACAGAGGAAAGCAGUCACUAGAGACCAUCUGCCUGCUUCUGGCCUACAAGAUCAAAUAUCCAGAGAACUUUUUCCUGCUGCGUGGAAACCACGAAUGCGCCUCUAUUAAUCGAAUCUACGGAUUUUAUGAUGAGUGUAAGCGACGGUAUAACAUAAAGCUGUGGAAGACAUUCACAGACUGCUUCAACUGUUUACCUGUGGCUGCCAUUGUAGAUGAGAAAAUCUUCUGCUGUCAUGGAGGCCUCUCUCCUGAUCUUCAGUCCAUGGAGCAGAUCCGCAGAGUAAUGCGACCCACAGACGUGCCUGACCAGGGUUUGUUGUGCGACCUGCUGUGGGCCGAUCCUGACAAAGACGUGCUGGGCUGGGGGGAAAACGACCGUGGUGUCUCCUUCACAUUCGGGGCAGACGUGGUGGCCAAAUUUUUGCACAAACACGACAUGGAUCUAAUAUGUAGGGCACACCAGGUUGUAGAAGAUGGUUAUGAGUUUUUCGCAAAGAGGCAACUUGUCACUCUAUUCUCGGCUCCAAACUACUGUGGAGAGUUUGACAACGCCGGUGCCAUGAUGAGUGUGGAUGAGACACUCAUGUGCUCCUUUCAGAUUCUGAAGCCAGCAGAUAAGAAAUUGUAUCCUUAUGGUGGAGGGGGAGGAGUGGGCUCUGGGCGACCGGUCACCCCACCACGAAAUUCAGCCAAGGCCGCCAAGGCCAAGAAAUAACACCUGCUUGCUCCUGCUCUUACACCCUGCCAGGCCCCCCGACCCCUGUUGGCCCAACGCUCUUUUUUUCCUCUACCUCCCAAACUUGUUUCUCCCUCGUCACCAAAAGUAAACAAAGCAGACAAAUGUC